Molecule: messenger RNA, 1453 nt
Organism: Pseudogymnoascus destructans
Lineage: Eukaryota; Fungi; Ascomycota; Leotiomycetes; Thelebolales; Thelebolaceae
Exons: 6
Coding region: 128-1351 (407 amino acids)
Source: RefSeq, a predicted model, not a curated record
GAGAGAGUAUUUCUUAUAGAUAAGAGGCAGAAUUGCACGACGCCUCAUAACUGCACUCAAUAUACUUUGAAUACCAUAGCCAUUGAAAACAUAACUUCAACUCCAACCUCAACACAAAUCGACAACAAUGCCCAGCCUCCUCGCCAUCCCACGCCUCCCUACCCGCCUCGCCUUGUCACGAGCCAGCUCCCUCCCCCUUUCUGCACGCGCCUUCUCCAGCUCUUCAGUAGUAACCCAGCGCGCCAAAACGCUUCUCGAAGACAAAGACCAAGGUCUCGGCUUCAUCCGGUCGAACCCCCGCGCCCCCAAGCCGCGCAAGCUCGGCCUCACGGAGAUGCGUGGACCAUACUACUCUGCGUAUGGGACACGACACCUGGAGGAUGUGUUCGAGACGAUGGGAACACAUGUCGAUGGGCUGAAGUUUGCGGGGGGCUCGUUUGCGGUGAUGCCGGAGGGGAGGGUGAGGGAGAUGAUUGAGGUGGCGCACCGGAAUGGGGUGUAUGUGUCUACUGGGGGGUUUAUAGAGCAUAUCCUCACUCAUGCGGAUGUGCACAGUGUGGUGGAUAGGUAUCUCGAGCAGUGCAAGGAUCUCGGCUUCGAUGUUGUGGAGCUGUCCAGCGGCUUCCUCUCCUUCCCACCAGAUGACUGGCUUCGCCUCGUGGAGAAGGUGCAGAAGCACGGCCUCAAGCCGAAGCCUGAGCUCGGCAUUCAGUUCGGCGCCGGCGGGGACACGGAGGCCUCCGCUCUGGAAAAGACGGGCACGAGCGACCCGGCCAAGUUGGUGGAGAUGGGGAGGAAGUUUCUCGCGGCAGGCGUGGAGGUGAUGAUGAUAGAAUCAGAGGGCAUCACGGAGAAUGUGCGGACGUGGAGGACGGAUGUGAUCCAGAAAAUCCUGAGGGAUCUCCCAAUGGAGACCGUGAUGUUCGAGGCUGCGGAGCCAAAGGCGUUUAAUUGCCCUACAUGCAGAGCACGAAUCUGGAAGUCCGAAUUUGAGGCUUAUAACGAUUUGUCGUACGCUCAAGCCUUCAAUCUCAACGAGCGUAGAAGCAGGCGAGAGCCGUGUAACUGCCCACUUGAACAACGCCCAAGGGACUCAUACUACGAUGUUGGCGAAAAUCUACUUUUCGAUGAUCGGGCCGAGGAAUUGAUAAUGCAUGGACCACUCGUGGAGAAGAUACAGCUCCCUAAGAAGAAACCCGAUCGGAUUUUUGGGCUGAAGAAGACGAAGGAUUUUGCUAAAAUUCUCGAUAUCGAAGGACGAGACAACGACGAGGAUUCUAGAUGCAGUCCAUUCAAAGACUGCAACGAUCCCCUGUUGUUUCCAUUUCUUGAUAAUCGAAGCCAAGCCUGAGAAAAAGUCUGUCGGCUUCGAAGAGACUCAGACGCAAACAGCCCUUCCUAUUUGGGAGCUGUUAAGGCUGCAAGAGAGUAUUCGGGCUGAAGUAUCAAGGGG